AUGCCCUUGCCCAGUUUGUCCUCUGCCAGGCCAGCAGAGAACAGCCCAGAGGUCCAAGAGGGCAGUCUGGAUGCUGCCAAAGCAGAGGGAGCAGAGGAGGCCUUGUGGCCUGCACGCCAGAACUUGCCCUCUGCAAUCACCACAACACCUCUAGCUGGCAAGUAUGACCACUCCACCAGUGGGAAAGUGGGGACUCAGAAAUGCCUGGCAUCCCAGCCUCCUAAGAGUGGAAAGGAGAAGGCAGCGGUGGAAUCUGACCAGGAGCGCCUCGUUUCUCUCUCGGAGCUGACUCCGUACAUCUCCUGUUCUGUUUGCAAAGGUUAUUUAAUAGAUGCAACAACCGUUACAGAAUGUCUUCAUACCUUCUGUAAAAGCUGCAUCAUAAAACAUUUUGAACAUAGCUAUAGGUGUCCAAAAUGCAACAUUGUAGUGCACGAGGCCAAACCUCAUAAUCACCUGAGGUCGGAUCCACAAUUACAAAACAUAGUCUACAAAUUAGUGGCAGGUCUAGAGGAAAAAGAAAAAAAGCAAAGGCAAGAAUUCUAUAAAGAAAAUUGUCCAGAAACACCAAAACCUGAUGCUGUUCCACAGCCAGGUCCUUCAAGCAAAAGAAACAACUAAGGAGUUAUGGACUAGUGCCUUAGUUCACAUGAACCUGAUACAGCUUUCGUACUGGGUUCUCUGGGCACUAAUGCAGACACUGAGCAUUUUAAACCACUGAAAAUGAAGUUUGUGCAGAUCUCAAGAAAUGCAACCAUUGGACAUAUAGAAAAAUUUCUCAAAAGAAAAAUGGGCCUUGCUGAAGCUUAUCGGGUAGAUAUCACGUGCGGUGGUCAGUUGCUGAAGGACUUUCAAACUCUACAAGAAGUCCAGUGUAGAGUAGGGGAUGCUGGGAUGCAGGGUGAUUUGCUAAUGCUUUGUUACAGUAUUGUGCUUUCCCCUCUGAAGGUGACUUGCUAG
Molecule: messenger RNA, 960 nt
Organism: Peromyscus leucopus (white-footed mouse)
Lineage: Eukaryota; Metazoa; Chordata; Mammalia; Rodentia; Cricetidae
Product: polycomb group RING finger protein 6-like
Exons: 1
Biological process (GO): regulation of transcription by RNA polymerase II
Cellular component (GO): PRC1 complex
Source: RefSeq, a predicted model, not a curated record